Molecule: messenger RNA, 1070 nt
Organism: Eleginops maclovinus (Patagonian blennie)
Lineage: Eukaryota; Metazoa; Chordata; Actinopteri; Perciformes; Eleginopidae
Exons: 3
Coding region: 20-1006 (328 amino acids)
Biological process (GO): nucleosome assembly
Cellular component (GO): nucleosome
Molecular function (GO): DNA binding; structural constituent of chromatin; protein heterodimerization activity
Source: RefSeq, a predicted model, not a curated record
AACCACUACUGAGUUUAUCAUGUCUGGAAGAGGAAAAGGAGGAAAGGGGCUCGGUAAAGGAGGCGCUAAGCGUCACCGGAAGGUGCUCCGUGACAACAUCCAGGGCAUCACCAAGCCCGCCAUCCGCCGCCUGGCUCGCCGCGGUGGAGUGAAGCGUAUCUCCGGCCUGAUCUACGAGGAGACCCGUGGUGUGCUGAAGGUGUUCCUGGAGAACGUGAUCCGUGACGCCGUCACCUACACCGAGCACGCCAAGAGGAAGACGGUGACCGCCAUGGAUGUGGUGUACGCUCUGAAGAGGCAGGGCCAGAGAGCGUUACUACUUUUCCACAGAGAAGCAGACUUCGCUAAGAUGGCAAGAACCAAGCAGACCGCCCGUAAAUCCACCGGAGGAAAGGCUCCCAGGAAGCAGCUGGCCACCAAGGCUGCCCGUAAGAGCGCCCCGGCCACCGGCGGCGUGAAGAAGCCUCACCGUUACAGGCCCGGUACCGUGGCUCUGAGGGAGAUCCGUCGCUACCAGAAGUCCACCGAGCUGCUGAUCCGCAAGCUGCCCUUCCAGCGCCUGGUGAGGGAGAUCGCUCAGGACUUCAAGACCGACCUGCGCUUCCAGAGCUCCGCCGUCAUGGCUCUGCAGGAGUCCAGCGAGGCCUACCUGGUCGGCCUGUUCGAGGACACCAACCUGUGCGCCAUCCACGCCAUGUCUGGAAGAGGAAAAGGAGGAAAGGGGCUCGGUAAAGGAGGCGCUAAGCGUCACCGGAAAGUGCUCCGUGAUAACAUCCAGGGCAUCACCAAGCCCGCCAUCCGCCGCCUGGCUCGCCGCGGCGGAGUGAAGCGUAUCUCCGGUCUGAUCUACGAGGAGACCCGUGGUGUGCUGAAGGUGUUCCUGGAGAACGUGAUCCGUGACGCCGUCACCUACACCGAGCACGCCAAGAGGAAGACGGUGACCGCCAUGGAUGUGGUGUACGCUCUGAAGAGGCAGGGCCGCACCCUGUACGGCUUCGGAGGAUAGACUGACCCGCUGACCGAACACACAACGGCUCUUUUAAGAGCCACCCAACUCACUAACAGAGCUC